AUUUUCCUCCUCCUCCUGUUGAAUACACUCGAAGGAAGUUGCAGCAUCAACAGUGUUUAAUGGCUUGCAUAGAAUUUGUGUUCACGACGUGAAGGUUGAACAAGUGAGAGAAUGUCCAAAUGGGAAGAAAAAGAUUGUCGAGAAAAUGGAAAACCAAUAUUUGGUACACAGAUCGCAAAAGGAACUAUCGCGCAAACAUAAAAAAUGAGCGAACAAAAAGUUGCGGAGACAGCAACCCGAACAUAUGUGACAAGUGUCAAAGAAAAGAAGCGCGUCGCCGUGUAUAACCUAGAUUUUUAUUGCUCGGCCUUUUCACAAAAACAUAGCCAACCAUAGAUAAGAGAUCGAUUAGUUUUUUUUCCAAUGAGAUUAAUGUAGAAGUCGCCAUUUGACAAACGGAAGACCACCAUGGCCCCAACGAUUUCCACGCGUGUCCGAGGAAACAGAGACGGCCUACAGAAACUGCUUGCCCACCCGGCUCGAUUGCAGAGUCAAUCUUUGCUCACCAAUCAAAGCCCCGACGUUUUCGAAAAAGAUGCCCGAGCCAGUGAAAAUGCGCACGGUGCGACACCUGGGCCGUGGCGCGUUCGGCCAAGUCCGAUUGUGUAUUACCGCAGAAGAAGAGUACGUGGCAGUAAAACUCGUGGACUUGUCUGGCCUGUCCAAAGUGCAUCGAAAACGCGCAUUGAAAGAAGCCAAGCUCCUGCAAAAGCUAUCGAAACAUCAGAACAUCGUCGAAUGCAAGGAUGUGCUUUUUUCGGAGAAAGGUAUAUUGAUUAAGUUGCAUCAAUCGAUGGGAAGGAAAGGCUCGCGUUUGAUCGUUACCUCCUUUAAUUCAAUUGUAAUAAAAUUCUGGGUCUAAGUCUAAUUCUUGAUCUAUCAUGAGAUUCACGGAUAUAUAAAAUCAUCUUGCAGAUGUACUGCAGAUUGUGUUGGAAUUUGCGCCCUGUGGAGAUCUACAUCAGCAUUGCGAGAGGCAUGGAAGGUGUCCCGAACCGAAGGCGCUGUGUUGGGGUGGGCAGAUUCUUGCAGCUCUGGCCUAUUGCCACGUGAAGAAAAUCCUGCAUCGUGACUUGAAGCCGGCGAAUAUUCUCCUUUUCCCACAUGGCAAAGCAAAACUGGCAGACUUUGGCGUAUGUUUUGUCGGUGGAGAGACAGGGCGGACAUCGGCUUCGGGUGGCCGAGGUGGAGCAAGCCGAGUGCCAGAGAAUGUUAUGUACGCAGUAUGCAAAAAGUACACGUUUUCUGCUGCUUAUCGUUUUUCCAUCUCUGUCAGCAUUUCUCCAUUUCGCUGAAAGGAAAUCAAUCAUCAAGUGACCCAUUUUUCGCCUCUAAAUAGUGACGUGGCGCUCCCACGUACACUAGCAAGAGUACAGUUCGAGCUAAGACUGUGAUUGGAACGCCGCAUUACUUCGCACCGGAGCUGGUCAAUGGAGAGGAGUAUGGUCCAGCGAGCGACAUUUGGAGUUUCGGUGUCUGCCUUUACGAGUCCAUCGCUUUUCCUGCACGACCCUUUUCGGGUAAUAAUCUUGCGGCACUAGCUCUGAAGAUUUCAAAGGCCGAAUGGCAGCCACUACCUGCAGAUCUCUGUACUCCGGAGCUGGAGCAUGUGCGUGCGUUGCUGGAAACCAGAUUGUUACUAGAGAACCCAAAGGCGCGCAUCAAAGCAUAUCGCUGUGUUGCUGAGAUCGAGCGCAUAUUUCGCGACGUGUACGGAAUAGCGAUGAGCGCUAAAAGUACUCCAAAGGGUAUGGACGUAGUUCUUCCUGGAGCUGAGUCGGUUCCCGUUGUGUCAAGAGGAGCAUUAGGAAUAGCCGACUCUGUCUCAGCAGCGACGAACCGACGUGCGCCUCAUCUUCCACCACGCUUGCCACAGCAGGGUUUCGACGCAACGCUCGUGGACGAUGACUCGAUAGCGCUUGUAAAGAUACCUUCGGAGGUGGAUCAUAAUGGAAGUGGAGCUAUCUGUGACGGCCCUUCAUCGCAAAGCACAUGGGAGGACAUGAAUCCUCACGAGAAUGCUGGAAGCAAGCGGGCGUCACCAGCUGGAGGAGGCGUCAGUGCCAAGUAUCAGUUUUUAGAGCUCGGCAUGUACGGGCAGUUCUGUGAUUGGCUAGAGAUGGAUUCGUCAAAGCAAGACUCAGGAUCUGAUGAAGAUUCGUGGAACGACGCUGAGGAAGUUGCGGAAGGCCAGGGACACUACAAUCUAGAUGAGGACUGCACUUUAGAGGUGCCAGCUCCAGGAACACCUGGAUCCCCAAAUCGCGCGUCUCCACAUCGAAAAAAUAGGGACCGCGCUCAAGCCAAAGUAGACGUGAGUCGCAGUAAGGAGCAGAUGACACCUGAGACCGGACGCAGAGGAGAAAAUUGGCGAGGAAUAGAACAGCGUGUGCCAACUGGGAUCCCUGAGGAGGAGACAAUGCCAGGAGAUCAUGAAGAUGAGCGGCUACUGCCAGAGCACGUGCAAGAGUUUCUUCAUCUAUCUCAGGCGACGAUGGAGAUUCGCGCUAAUCGUUCGACGCCAGAGAGCCCAUGGCGUGACUACACAAUCGGUACUGAGAAAAUCGAAAUUCCUGGGCUUGAUAUCGCAGAGCGACUGGCAAAUACCGCAGGAGGGCGGGAAGGAGCACAGGCUGGGGCGACUUCUCCAGAGAUAGAGGAGGGUGUCUCCGCGGGAUCCUUCAACGGGUUUGGCACUGAAAAGAUUCCUUUGCCUCCUGCGAGCGAUCUCGGAGACACACUGACCUAUUCUAUUUCACCGGACCCAACUGCGGGAAGCACCGUGGCACUAGAACAGAUGAAUCCACAACAGUGCGCCUCGUGGUUUCAAAAGGAAGGGAAAGAAGUUCAACAAAAUUUUGAUGCUUCAUUCUCAACUGCGCAGCUGGGUGUCCCGGCUACAAAUCCACCCGUUCCAAUGGAGGUGCCAGUCCAAACUUCGGAGUUUACUUUUGCCGCUGACCUAGAACCGCAAGUGGCGCCACAACCCUAUCCUCAAGCGCAGGACUUCUACCCCUCUGAGAUCCUACGGGGAUCUGAGCAAUGCGGCGGAAGUAGCAGCAGCAAAAGCGUGAAAAGCGUUGACAGCACUGGCAGUCGGUUUGAUGUUGUAUCAGAGAUACCACCCGCAGCGCGUGCAUCUGGGAGCGCGAAUAGUGACAUGCAGGAGCAUAAUGCAGCAACAGUCGGUUUAUCAUGGAGGACAUACAAUUCGGGUUCCCGUUGUCGGACACCAGUAACACCCCCAGUAACGCCUCCACUUAUGGCCCCAGUUGCACCGCCGCUCGGCGCAGCGCCUGUCCAAAUUCCUGCACAUCAUUUACGACGCUUGAGCGAUGCUUCUGGCAGUAGUCGUGAAUCUCGUCGAAACAGCGGUGCGCGAGCAGUAGCGGAGCUCCCUGAACUCAUCUUGCCAGGACGCAGGAAAACGCCUCCCACGCCACGACUAAGUGCCCGUUUCUCGCAUUCCGGCACUCCGCGCCUCGUAGGCGCUUCUGGUAGUACACCGCGCUUAGCGAUUCCUAGUGCGCGACAAAUCACGCCGCGUGGAGCCGCUGCCCUGGUUGCAGCAGGAACGGGCGCUCAACAGACGAAAAGCAAUAGUCUUGCUGCCGUGCCUUCACUAAAAGUAGACUCUUCCGUCGGCGUUGCCAAAACUAGUAGCGAGCCAGGCAUGGGGGGUCCAUACGAUCCGGGGGACCCGAUGGGUUUUGGGAAUCCUGUCCUGGAUGCGUCUGUGGAUCGUAUGAACGCAGCACCGGCCCCGGGACGGAUACCUUCGGCUAGAAGGAAGCUCCGAAGAGACCAACUAGGGGCACAGAGUGCGGUCAAUAUCCUAGAUGUAAAGCAGCAUACCUCAGCGAUGCCUCGGCCAGGGUUCAAUGCAGGGGGUUCUCAGGGUGGUGAUAGUUACCUGCGCAAGCAUUUGGCACGGCGAAAACAGGUCGCAACAAACUCGUUUGGAUCGUCAUCGUCCGUUUCGCUAUCAUCGAAGCAACACUUUUCUAGCGCAGCUGCUGCUGUGAAUAGCUCUCGUGUCGCGGCUUCGUCGGAAAAUACGAAGACAGCGCCUCCACCAGCGCAGAACAAGCUCAAAACGAAGAGCAGUCGACGUGUGAUCUCGGCACCGGGGGCCGAGUGCGGUGGCGGUACUGGUGGAGAAGCCACGUCCAAGGCCGGGCCACCCGAGGACGAAAGUGGCGCAAGUGGAGGCGGCACAAGAUGCUCCUCGUCUGGAAGCACGUCGUCUGCACGGAGCAGCCGCAGUCGCAUUGUCUAUCGGGAUAAGAUGAUACCUUCUAGCGGCUUAGGGAAUCGUAUACAAGAACACGCACGGGAGUCAUUCAGCGAAGCGUCAAGCCGUAGCAGCACACUUGUCGAGCCCUGCAAUACAAAAUGCGCACCAGGUCAAGGUAGGUCAAAACGUAGUGCCGCAGCGGGAUCGGGAGCAAAAGACACGGAUUCAUCUUCGAGAUACGAGUCACGGACAAAUGAAAAGGUUUAUGGCUCUCGGAAUUUUUCUUCAGAACCUUCGCAAAUUGCGGCCACCACAGCAGUAUCCACAGAUACCGCGGCAGCGCCGAAGUCGGCUCGCCGAAAUAGCGGAUUUGUGAAUCGAUUGCGGCAGAAAUCCGUAGAAAACCCUCACGCCCCAUUACAGCAACAUCAUGCUCCUUUACCGAGUGAAAAGAGUCUGUUUCUGAAUAGCGGACGUCUUGAUAAGAGCAAGAAAGCGAAGAAUAUUCUGUUUCACGACGGGAAAGACUUUUACAGAUUGGUUGAGGCUCCCCCGAGGGAAUGCCAGCCGACGUCUGACGCUGGGUCUCCAGAUUUGCAGGACCGGGAUAACGCCGGUCUAGGUGGCCAUUAUGCUCAUAGCGCAGUGCAGAACGAACAUUUCCAAAUCCGCAUUAGAGACGAUGUAGUAACGCCUGCUGCUGCGGGAAGGGUUGACAGCGGCGGUGGAAGUUUUCCGUCAAACUUGCAAGACGACUCAGCUGUGCGGCAAAGUGUUGACUUUAAUUUCAGCAGCAUCUUUCCUGGUGGGACGCUCGUGGAUGACCAAGCUGAUUCAAGAGUCGGUCUUGGGGGCGAUUCCCCAACGCCCGAUGAUGAAGACACAGCACAAGUGAGAAGAGCUGCUUGGGGCGGAGACCAAGCGCAAUUAAAUGCGAGUCUGCGAUAUCGCGCACAGUCAGCAGGUGAAUCUGAAUGCACUCCGUCUAUAGAGAUUUGUACGGAUGACGCUCUACAAGCGGCUCAAGCAGAGAACAAUGUGCGUGCCAGCGGCGCAACCCGAGUGACACCGCACUUUUUCAAUCCCGAAGCUGUGGCUUCACGUGAAGAUCGCCCACUUCCUUUAUGUGUCGCGAUUGGUGAGGACGACGAUCCCGCCCCCAGACCACCUGUGAUGAGCAGCGGAGAACUUUACACUACGGCGCAGAGCAAUAGUAGCUCUCUGGGCACGCGGAGGCAGCGAGUCAACUCAUCUUUGUUGGAGUCUCUAUUGUCGGAUGAAGCUGAAGGGGAUCAGUUAGACGGCUGCCUAGCCGACGAUGCUGGUGUGCAACUCGUUUUUGAACGGAAUAGUCCGGCUGCCGCUUCAUGUAUCGUACGGAAGACUCCAAAAGGAGGCGCCGCCUUGGACGCGUCGCUUUCACGAAAAAUGCCAGGUCCUAACGUCGGUCUCGAUGGACAAGGCAAGGUUGCGUGUGCUGAGGGAUGUGCUAAUAUCGAUUCAUACCAGCACGAAAUGGGAGAUAAGGUGUAUUCGUCUUCGUCCCGCGGGGGGCAGGCUCGUCGAUCUCAGCAAAAGCGACUCGCAAAUCCACCAACGACCACGUCAAAAACUCAUAGAGCAGUGCGCGUCUUGACCACGACACCUCGGGAACAGUCGGACUACUCAGAUGAUUUCGAAUCCGAACCCGGCACUGAUGAGGAGCCGCUUUUGAGUGACGAGGAAGAUGAUACCCUUCGCGAAACUGACGAAACGACUUGCUUUUGUCAAGACGAAACAGCUGAAGACGCGAAUACUACCACAGGCUUAAUAGCAGACCACGGACGCGGAGACGACAUUGAUGAUGAUGAUGAUGACGACGACGAAAGAACCUCACACGCACUUCAUCGUCAUCAAUUAGAGGACGAUGAUGAAGUUCAGGAUAGCAAUUUAGUCAAAGUCGAUCUACGACCGAAGGUGAACCUCCGCUUGAAUGCACCCGGUCAAUGCGCCGUCUUCUGCGUGCAGACGAACGUGAAAAAUCCGCUUCAAAACCAGGACGGUCACAUUUUUGCGCUCACAAGCCUAGAUGCGGACGAUUCUUGCGAGGAUUAUUCUUGAUCACAAACCGGUUCUAGUUUUUCGACAAAGACUCUUCAUGGAUUCUUGUACAUUCAUAUCGCGUAGAAGUAUAGGAGUCGAGAUAUGAAAAGGAGCUUCCUGCAAAUCAAACUUCCACGUUUUCUAGGCUGUCAUGUUCAUGUUGUUCCGUUCAACUACUAAUUUAUCUCUCUUAGUCUUUUCCAUUGUUCUGGCUAAUGUUCGUCCAUCGCUUCCGUGUUGUUGUAAUUGCCGCAUUUAAAAAGUUUAAGUUAAUCGAUGAAUAUGAAUCUCAAUCUUCCUUGUCGCAUAGGGUGGUCAUAAGACAAGUUGGACGUUCUCGACUUUCGAAAGGUUCAACUACAAAGACUUCGACUUGUUGUGAAUAUUCUUAGUAUUUUUGCAGUACUAUCAUCUGACGCGCUCCCUCGUACAAUGAAGAACUACAAAUAU
Molecule: messenger RNA, 6769 nt
Organism: Amoebophrya sp. A25
Lineage: Eukaryota; Dinophyceae; Syndiniales; Amoebophryaceae
Source: the annotation of a GenBank genome assembly